Messenger RNA from Ceratina calcarata, 4399 nucleotides. It is a transcript of the gene DCAF12, whose product is annotated as DDB1 and CUL4 associated factor 12-like protein. Lineage: Eukaryota; Metazoa; Arthropoda; Insecta; Hymenoptera; Apidae. Gene Ontology annotation, molecular function: protein binding. The transcript is spliced from 8 exons. Gene Ontology annotation, cellular component: Cul4-RING E3 ubiquitin ligase complex. The coding region runs from base 571 to 1950 and encodes 459 amino acids. The record is from RefSeq and is a predicted model, not a curated record.
UUCCGAUGGUUUUCCUGCUCGUUUCAAUAUGGCGAUGGUUAGUUGCUUAGUGCUUCGAAGAUCUCGUCGCUUGUCAUGAAUUUUCUGAUUUUUAUUCCCGUUCCUUUGUAUAAUUUCGACGCGAACGCGAAUCCUUGAUGUACAUAUUAGUAUCGGGAUCCGCGCGUAAGUCCUCUGACUAUGAAGCUCGACGUCUGAUUAAAAACGGAUUUCGACCGAAAAGUUUUAUCUAAGCAGCGCGAUAGAUUUAGUAAUCUCCGUCCUAUUAAGUCCUAGAACUGCUGCCAGUUUCUUGUUAUUUCAUUACAUGCUAGAGGAGAUCGAAAUUUCCUUUAAGAGCGUUCGACAUUUACUUUGGAUAAUUUCGUUCUUCAACCGCAGCCGAAAGGAUUCGAUCAGGGAUUGCCAUGAUCAUUUGUGAAUGAACAGUACUUCAUCGAAAGUCAUUUCGUUUGACAUUACUUAUCAUGAAAGGAACAGCAACAAUAAAAUAAAUUAGUUCACCUGUUAAACACCGAGGCUACAUAAUACGUACAUACACAAGGUAGUCAAUCAUCGAGUCUGAACACGAUGGCUGAAACACAAAGAAUGACCAUAUAUGGCAGACAUCCUCCCUGUGCCAGUGGAACUCGUUUAGAGGAACGCCGUGCCAGGAGAUUAGCAUUAAGAUUAGAAAGAAACCGAAAAACAGACAAGCCAGAUGACUUUAUAUGUUACGAAUCGAGUGACGACGAAGCAGAAACUGUGAGCGAAGGAAAACAGUUCUUGAGAACUUCAUUUAACUUCGUGGAUUACGUACGCGCGCGAGAAACGAACACGAAGGAAGUGAGAAAGAUUAAUCAAGAAUAUGGAUUCCGACAUAUAUUGACUCACGAUCUAUUUAAAGAAUAUUCGGUUAGCUUAAAUAAUAUGAAUAAAGUAUUUUGUUCUCAAUGGUUAAGCGAUAGGCAAGUAGUGUUUGGUACGAAAUGCAACAAAUUGAUGGUUUAUGACGUAGCGACACAGAAAUUAGACCAAAUUCCGUCUCUGCAUGGGAGGCAAAUUAAUUCGGGAGGCGGUGCUGUUCCUGAGCAGCAAUGUGGUAUACAUUCUGUUCAAAUUAAUCCUUCAAGGACACUUUUGUCAACGGGAGCUAGAAAUAGUAACGAAAUAGCAAUAUACAGGCUACCAACACUGGAUCCAGUCUGCGUAGGAGAAGGCGGUCACAGAGACUGGAUCUUCGAUAUGUGUUGGCUAGACGAUGAAUUUUUAGUUUCCGGUUCUAGAGAUACCAAAAUGGCGCUAUGGCGUAUAGACAACGACCUCGCCGAGGCACCUGAUAAAGCGGACGUCCCGACACACAGAUUGAUUCAACCUGUAUGCGUGAAGGAGUGCAGAUCCGCGCAGAAAGUGCGAGCUCUUGUGUUUAAUAGAACGUACAAAGAGAUCGCAGCCAUCACUCUCAACAAUUUUAUACACAUCUGGUCUGCAGAGACUUUCCGACAGAAGAUAUCUAGAAAAUUGCCGGUUUGCCAAGAAAACGUUUGCCUCGCUGUACAAGAUGAUGGCGUUUACGCCGUAGGAUGCCGGUCUUAUACUCUGCUGUUGGACGCGAGAACUGUUCAGCCAAUAAAAAGAAUACCCUCACGGUACAGCGGUUGCGGGAUCCGAUCGGUUAGUUUUCAAGGCUCCGUUCUAACAAUCGGUACUGGCUUGGGCAUGAUGUUUUUUUAUGACGUCAAAGCACAAAAGUAUCUUGAAUCUUCAAUUAAUUCGAAUAGAACCGUUGUACUGAAAGCGUCGAAGGGAUACGUGUUUCCCGAUGAAGAGUACAUUGACGGUUUCCAAAACGUAAAGUACACGCCUGCUAUAUAUACUCAUUGUUACGACGGUUCCGGAACUCGAUUAUUCACUGCUGGUGGACCUCUCCCUGUGAAUCUUUAUGGUAACUACGCAGGAUUAUGGCAAUAAAGUUAAUUUUAGCUGAGAACCGCAUCGACUUUUUAUGUAAGUAACUAUAAGUUGUACAUUUAAUCAAGUUUUAUCGAAAGAGAUGUGUACACCGGAUAUUAGAAUCAUUCGUUUGUCACGCUGCGAUCUCAUUUCUUCACAUUGCGCAACCAGACAUUUGGAAGAUGUUUCUAGUUUAAAUUAAUUAAAAACUAGAACAUUUCUCAAUCAAUUAGAGGUGUAUACAUCUCGACUGCCCGAUGGAAUAAGUGAUAAAGUUCAAGUAAAUCCUUUGAGCGUUUCAACGAUACAUUUUGAGUAUGAAAGUGACUUACUAAGCAAUUAUAUCAGAACGUCAGAGUUUUAAAAAUCAUGGAAUAAUAUUACAAUCGAAGACACUUUGGUUAAUCACCAGCGUAAUAUCGUUAUGAUUUUUUAACCGUCGUGCGAAAUUUUCCACUAGCACUACUAUACGUGGAUAUUCGAGCGAUUAAACGAAACUGUCUUGCAUACAAUUUGAGAAUCAUUGAUCGUAAAGUUCUCUGUUGAGAGAGAGAUCUACUUUUCAAUGGAAGAAUAGCAGAGCAAUGGACAUUAAGUUUCUCAGAUGCAAUUUAUCAAGUUGAAAUCUCAAUACUGGCCUUAGGAGAAUAAUAUACAAUGAACAUUACGAGAAGUUAUUUAAAAAGAUCGAUAUUUAUUUAAAUGUUCGUAAUAUUUCUCUGUAUUACAUAGUAGAGACGUUAAAUCAAAAAUUCAGUUCGUCGAAUUCGUAUGUUAUACAACUUUACAUAUAAAUGUACGAUUAUGUUCAUUUUAUACAAUUAAAUGAUGCAAGUGGAUUUUCAGUAACUUAGGAUAGAAAACCAUUUUAAUGGGAGGAAGAGUUGUUGUAAACGACAAGUAACUGAACGAUUAGUAUGUCGUAGUGGAUAUAUGAUAACAAAAUGUAUUCUGUGUAUGCUCAUUGUACAGGCUAUAAAUUGUUGGCAUAUAAUCGCGACGCUCGUCGCAUUAGUAAUUAACAAAAAAACGGUGAAAUGUGUGUUAUAUUUACAGAUUCGUAAUUAAAUUGAAUUGCAUGCAAUCCUGCAUAAUGAACGAAUACAUCGGAUACAUUUUACCACGAUUAUAACAUGUACUAUUAAAAAUAUUAUAAAAAAAGAAUAUUAUUAAACUAUUAAUAGUUUCCUUCUUGAAUAUCCGCGAUAAUUUGUUCGAUCUUCCGGGAACGGCCCGCUGCAUCUCUUCUUUAAACGGAUGGGCCUUUUGAAUUUCGUUUACAGUUCAAUUUCAACGUGCAGCUAUUGUCCAUUCGAUCGAGACGUCCUAAUUUUCAUAUCUACUUAAGCGAAACGAAUCUGAGUAUCGUGUAAAUUGAAAUAAUGCAAUAGUAAAGUAAAAAUAAAUAAUUUUUAUACUUAAACUAUACGUAUAAGUUACAAACAAAUUUUUGUACAGGUACAUACGAUCUCGGAAUACACUUCUUCAUGUAUUAUGCUUACGCAAAUGUUUUGCGAGAAAAUGGUCGUGCAUUAGAGUGACUUAAAAAUAGUUGUCCUUGUAUUCUUUAACAGUUCUUUGGCUUCUCUUUACAUUUCCUUUUACAAGCUUGUAUCUCGUUCGAUUUGAUCAUCAUUUUUAUUUAGGAAAACGUUGUUCCAAAGUUUAGUUGUCGUUAAGAAUAUGGGGACAAGUUUUAAGCUCCUGUAGACUGAUUAAAAAUCGUCCCCGUUUUGUUAGUAAAAAAAUAGUGCAAUUUUUCAAGCGUAUAUUUUGCUGAAACGAGGAGGUAACACCCGUAGUCUUAUUUAAUGCUUUAAAACGGUAAAUAUUUCUUAAAAUCAGUGCUACUACAAAACAGCACUGGCGAUAUUGUAAUUUUAUGUGUGUGCAUAUGUGUGCGUGAAGUCAAGUAAUUUAUGUAAAUAAAAUAUACCAAAUGAUUAAACAGCGCCUGUCGAGUCUCUUUUGAUUCGAAAAAUAUGAAACUACCAAGAGAAGAGAGACGCGUUUCGAUAUAAACAAAUUUAUUACUGGUAUAUCGAUACAAGAUAUUUUAAUUUAUGAUCUUCACAAAUGUAAAUCGUGUAUAAUUUAUACAAAACAUGUUAAAUUUCGUAGUAUACGUGUUAUGUAUGCAAAACGUUUUAAAUUCCGUUUAGCCAUUAUCAGAUAUGUUACGUUUGUCCGUUGGAGAUGUACCGAGGCGCACAAUACGCGUGCAAAUAAAGGGCGACCCGUUUUUAUACACUCGUCGGAGUGUGUGUGUGUAUAUAUGUGUGUGUGUGUAGGUCUUUGAGAAGUGGAAGAUUAUCUAUUCACGCGGUUUUUUCGGGAUUAACAGAGUUGUUUCUACCCAUCGUUACUCUAGAAGCCCUAAGUCGGGGUAUAAAUAAGCUCAUCGUUUCUUUUUGGUAUAUCCUAACUCGUGAGUGGCAUAAAUAAAUAUACGCUGAUCGUAACAAUA